Durio zibethinus is the source of this 1060-nucleotide messenger RNA. RefSeq names its product activator of spomin::LUC2 (gene ASML2). Gene Ontology annotation, biological process: regulation of flower development. Gene Ontology annotation, cellular component: nucleus. Gene Ontology annotation, molecular function: protein binding; DNA-binding transcription factor activity. Lineage: Eukaryota; Viridiplantae; Streptophyta; Magnoliopsida; Malvales; Malvaceae. The record is from RefSeq and is a predicted model, not a curated record.
UCUCACCCCGCAUUUAAUUAAUUCCCUUUCAACCAGCUUUCCUAUUCUUUUUUGUUCUCUGUUUCAAUGGCUUCCAUUCCCCAGUUCUACUCAUUUUCCAAUGAUUUUUCUCAGUUUCCAAAUCCAUUGCUAAUUUCCCAAGAAAACUCUAUUGCUGGUGGUGCAAUUCCUGGUGCAACAUGGGGUGAAGAAAAUAGUUUUCCAAUGUUUUUAGACAACGGAGGACUUGAUGUUUUUCAACAAGAAUCUAAUUUAACACCUCCAGUUCCAGCAGCAUUGUUUCCAGAGCUAAUUGGGAUUUCAUCAGACUUGGCUGUCCCAACAGCAUUGCCUCAUGACAAUAACGUUGCAGGGUUCUAUGACAUUGGAACCAUUCAAAAUUUUGGUAGCAGAUGCCAGUUACAAGAUGUCUGUGAGUUUGGAGAGGAAUGCAGUGGAUUUGUUCAUCAGGAUUUCAAGUCGGCUCAUCCAACUUUGGGAGAAAAUUGGGGAAUUCAUGGCAAUCGAAUGCAGCCGGCUAUGGAAGACAGCAAUCUUAAAGUUGGGCGGUAUUCAGUAGAAGAAAGGAAAGACAGAAUUCUAAGAUACUUAAAGAAGAGAAAUCAGAGGAACUUUAACAAGACUAUUAAGUAUGCUUGCCGGAAGACCCUAGCUGACAGAAGAGUUAGAGUCCGGGGAAGAUUUGCAAGGAACACUGAACUCUGCGAAGAAGAAAUAGUAAUGAAAAAGGAAGAUGACAAUUCACUCAAUGACAAAAAUUUGUAUUGCUGUGAUGCUGUCCAGAUCAAGCAGGACGAGGAUGACUGGCUGCAAGAGGCUAUGGCAAAUCUUAUGUAUUUGCCUUAUAUUACUGGUUAAUAUAUAUGUUAGUGUUAUAGCUUGUAUAUCCAAUGGAUUACUAUUAAUGGGAAGUCCGAAGAAGGCGACGCUUUUUUUAUCUUUUUCUAGUUUUGUGAGAGUUCUCUAACCAAGCUAAUGUUGGUGCUGUUAUAACAAUUGCUUUCAAAUUGAUUGUUCUCGAAUGAACUUUAUUCGCAUAUAGAAGUAUAAGAAAAAAAGA